CGGGAGUGUGGAGCCUAGGGAUAGAUCUUAAGCGUCUGCUCAUCUCAUCUCAGAGAUACCCUAGCCCAGGGUGGAAACGACCAUCUGGAGGCCUGCGGUGUUGGCUGUGAGAAGCACUGGAUCUGGCUAGCGCUGGUGGCAUCGGUGCGCCCAGAGCCCCGGGUACCUGGGAGUAAACUCACCGCGGUGCCUAGCUGCCUGCUCCGAAGAACCGUAGACUGAAGCCCGCUGCUCAGCUCCCAAGAUGGUGCCACGCAAACUGCAUGUACUUUCCUGCCUCUUCUGCUGCCUCCCACUGGUGCGCCCUUUCCACUGGCAAGACCCACCUCCCUUUGACUUCGGGUCGUCAGCAUGGUUCCAUAAGAUACAAUCGGUGAUGUCUGCUGCUGGCCCUGGCCAUAGUCAUAUCCCCAAAGGAAAUGGAUCCUACCCUGUCGGCUGUACAGAUCUGAUGUUCGGGUAUGCUAAUGAGAGUGCCUUCUUGCGAUUGUAUUACCCAGCUCAAGAUCAAGACCACCUUGACACAGUUUGGAUCCCAAACAAAGAGUAUUUUUUUGGUCUUAGUAAAUUUAUUGGAACACCUCAAUUUGUAGGCAACAUUUUGCACUUCUUAUAUGGUUCAAAGACAACGCCUGCAAGCUGGAAUUCUCCUCUCAGGACUGGUGAAAAAUAUCCACUAAUUGUCUUUUCUCAUGGUCUUGGAGCCUUCAGAACAAUUUACUCUGCUAUUGGCAUUGGCCUGGCAUCUUAUGGGUUCAUAGUUGCUGCUGUAGAGCACAGAGACGGGUCUGCGUCAGCAUCUUACUAUUUUGAGGACCAGGCAGCAGCAAAAGCGGAAAACAGGACUUGGCUAUACCUGAAAAUGGUGAAACAGGAGGAGGCAGAGAAAGUUCGGAAACAGCAGGUGCGGCAAAGAGCGAAAGAAUGUUCCCAGGCUCUCAGUGCAAUUCUUGACAUUGGACAUGGAAGCCCGAAAGAGAACAUACUCGGUUCAGAUUUUGAUGUGAGACAGCUGAAGGAUGCUAUCGAUGGGGAUAAAAUAGCCGUGAUUGGACAUUCUUUUGGAGGAGCGACAGUUAUCCAUGCCCUUAGUGAAGAUCAGAGAUUCAAAUGUGGGGUCGCCCUUGAUCCGUGGAUGUUUCCGGUGAGUGAGGAGCUGUACUCCCAAAUCCCUCAGCCUCUCUUCUUCAUCAACUCUGCACAAUUCCAGUCUCCUAAAGACAUCAUGAAAAUGAAACGGUUCUACCAGCCUGGCAAGGAAAGGAAAAUGAUUGCCAUCAAGGGCUCAGUGCACCAGAAUUUUGCGGACUUUACUUUUGUAACUGGUAAAAUCAUUGGAACCAAGCUAACGUUAAAAGGAGAAAUAGACUCCUGUGUAGCCAUCGACCUCACCAACAAAGCUUCCUUAGCUUUCCUGCAGAGGCAUUUAGGGCUUCAUAAAGACUUCAAUCAGUGGGACUCUCUGGUGGAAGGAAAUGACAAGAAUCUGAUCCCUGGGCCACCCUCUGAUGUAGUCACCCUGUCCCCGACUCUGCAGAGCUCUCCAGGAUCACACACCCAGAAUUAGAAGAGCUGGUUACACAGUUUUCUUUUGAAAUUGAGAGUGACAGUGUGUGUGUGUGUGUGUGUGUGUGUGAGAGAGAGAGAGAGAGAGAGAGAGAGAGAGAGAUGCAGAUCUUAAUGUAUUUACCCAAAUGACCCAUUUUAAGUGUACACUGUACUAUGGAAUGAAUGGACUAAGGUUUUUUUUUCAUGUAAAUGUAAAGAACAUAAAGUAGAGCAUAUAAAAUCAUCACCAGUCUAGGUCAUGUUUUCACACAGCCGGUCCUUCAUGUCAAAUGAAAAGCUGCUUUCAUCUUAGACUUACAGAAAAGUCUAUUGAUGGGAACCAUGGCAGUGAAAAUCUGUUGUAAAUGACACAAGGGUUUCGAACUUACAAUAAAAACAGAUGAUCCUG
Messenger RNA from Mesocricetus auratus (golden hamster), 1957 nucleotides. RefSeq names its product phospholipase A2 group VII (gene Pla2g7). Lineage: Eukaryota; Metazoa; Chordata; Mammalia; Rodentia; Cricetidae. The record is from RefSeq and is a predicted model, not a curated record. Bases 245 to 1567 code for a protein of 440 amino acids. Gene Ontology annotation, molecular function: 1-alkyl-2-acetylglycerophosphocholine esterase activity. The transcript has 12 exons.